Molecule: messenger RNA, 681 nt
Organism: Aspergillus puulaauensis
Lineage: Eukaryota; Fungi; Ascomycota; Eurotiomycetes; Eurotiales; Aspergillaceae
Product: putative ubiquitin conjugating enzyme (UbcC)
Exons: 2
Coding region: 1-681 (226 amino acids)
Biological process (GO): proteasome-mediated ubiquitin-dependent protein catabolic process; protein polyubiquitination
Molecular function (GO): ubiquitin conjugating enzyme activity
Source: RefSeq, a predicted model, not a curated record
AUGGCUGAGCGUAUUCUGAUGAACGAGUUCAAGGCUCUCUCGCAAGAGCCGUGGGUGAAUCUCGGACUGAAGAACGACGACAUCUUCAACUGGACCAUCGGUCUCAUCGUGCUGAACCCAGACUCCCUAUUCUACGGCGGCUAUUUCAAAGCGGCCAUGAAGUUCCCUGCAAACUACCCAUACUCGCCGCCAGAAUUCCGCUUCCUCCGCCCCCUCUACCACCCAAACAUCUACACCGACGGGAAACUCUGCAUCUCAAUCCUCCACUCCCCCGGCGACGACGAAAUGUCCGGCGAACUCGCCUCCGAGCGCUGGUCCCCCGCCCAGCGCGUCGAAUCCGUGCUGAUCUCAAUCCUGUCCCUGCUCGACGACGCCGAGGUCUCGUCCCCCGCAAACGUCGACGCGGGCGUUCUCCUCCGCAAGGAACCCGAGCAGUAUAAAGAGAAGGUGCGCAAAUGCGUUGAGGACUCCAAGGCCGAUAUCCCCGAGGGCUUUGAGAUGCCGACGCACGAAAGCACGAUCAAGAGCGCGCCCAGUAAGGCGGUUCUGCACGACGACUCGGACUUUUGGGCGGAGAGCGAUGCCGACGAUGAUAUGUUUAAUGGGAGUGGGAGUGAUCAGGAGGAAAUUGACUCUGAUGCGUUUGAGCAGGGGGAUGAGUCGGCGAGUGAUGAUGAGUAA